AUGGCUUUGGCAAGUUGGGCUUGGGCUUGGAUUUGCGCGGCCAUCCACGUCACAAAGCGGCACCCAACCGCCUAUCUUCGCGAAGGGCUACUGCGGAGGCCUUGGGUCGGCAACGCGUAUCGGCAGAGGCGCCUUGCAUUUGAUCUGGCAGCCGAGGCAUUCGAUAACAUGCUCAUUUCUUUGGUAACCUUUGCUAUGGAGUCCAAGCAGUCGAGCAACUGUUGCCAAAGUCUAGCUGGCACGCUUUUCACGGUACCCGGUGGCCUGCGCAGGUCGGAGAGUACAGUGGAGCCGCGAGAGGGCUCAGGCCACGAGAUAGGCACGUUGACAUUGAGCAGUGUCAAGAGGCAAGGAGGCACAGGAGCGAAGGAAGUUAGCGAGACUGUCAUCGACCUAAAGCAUGACUCCACCGUUGAUGGCAGGUUGAGCCUGCGCAUCGCUCAUCUCACCAGGUGGGGCGUUUGCAAGUGGGAGCGCCGCAGCUUGGGAACACUACGGCUGAUAACCUGA
This is a messenger RNA of Symbiodinium natans, 510 nucleotides long. Lineage: Eukaryota; Dinophyceae; Suessiales; Symbiodiniaceae. The record is from the annotation of a GenBank genome assembly.